This is a messenger RNA of Suillus plorans, 1677 nucleotides long. RefSeq names its product major facilitator superfamily domain-containing protein. Gene Ontology annotation, biological process: transmembrane transport; basic amino acid transport. The record is from RefSeq and is a predicted model, not a curated record. Gene Ontology annotation, molecular function: basic amino acid transmembrane transporter activity. Gene Ontology annotation, cellular component: fungal-type vacuole membrane. NCBI's taxonomy places the organism in Eukaryota, Fungi, Basidiomycota, Agaricomycetes, Boletales, Suillaceae. The transcript is spliced from 21 exons. Bases 1 to 1677 code for a protein of 558 amino acids.
AUGGCGACCGAAAGAGAUCCGUUAAUCUCGAAUGGAACACAAGAUCAUCGUCCGCCUGGCCCUCGAGACAUUUCAAGGUCGACGCGUUAUGGAAUUUUGGUUGGUCUGUGGUCUGCGACUUUUCUUUCAUCUUUGAACACAACCCUAGUCGCUACCCUGCUACCAUCUAUCUCCUCUGACUUUAACAAGUCAAAUCAAGCUAGCUGGCUUGGAACAUCGUAUUUACUUGCGGUCUGUACUUUUACACCUUUAUAUGGGCGGUUAUGCAACAUUAUGGGGAGACGGGGUGCAAACCAGUUGGCUGUAUGUAUUGCCGCGCUGGGUACCCUGCUUUGUGGCCUCUCUACGAGCAUGGAGCUGUUGGUUGUUGCACGAUUUCUAUCUGGUAUGGGAGGUGGUGGUAUUUUUACGACCUGCACGAUCACUACAAGUGAUAUGUAUUCCAUGCGGUCAAGAGGGCUUGCGCAAGGGGUACAAAGUGUGUUUGAUGGCCUCGGCAUGGGUCUAGGAGGACCCAUAGGAGGUCUCAUAAGUGACCGGUUUGGUUGGAGAUGGGCGUUCUUGAUUCAAAUGCCCUUUUUCGUAUUGUCACUUGCUCUUACGACCUACAACUUGCGAUACGUCACCCCCGGUAAAAGCGGAAAUACCAAGGACGUUUUAAAGAGAAUCGAUUACGGCGGUAUUUUUUCCCUUCUACUCUGUGUUGGAUCAUGCUUAGUAUUCUUGAGUAUGAAAUACAACGAGGAUCUCCCAUGGUCGAACCGAUGGGUAUACGUGCCGCUGGCUCUUGCUUGCAUUUUCUCCGUAGUUUUUAUCUUGGUAGAGUUACUAGUUACCUCGGAGCCUAUCAUGGCGCCAUUCCUCUUGAAACAGAAGGUCCCUGUUCUUGUUGGAGCCAACAACUUUCUUGUGUCAUUGUGCAACUUCUCCGUAAUGUAUUUCUUUCCGAUGUGGUUUCAGACAGUGGCCUUGACAAGUGCAUCGACUGCGGGCUUGCAUCUGAUGCCGAAUAGUGUAUGCAUGUCAGCCGGGUCCUUGUUUGCCGGAUGGAUGAUGCACCGCACUGGGAAGUAUAAACUCAUCAACCUUAUUUUUGGUUUCUUCCCAUUCGUCGGCAUCACUCUCAUCACGUUGUUGCGGAAGGACUCCGGACCACUGCAAAUGUGGCUGAGCAUUGUCCCACUCGGGUUUGGCAACGCCGUCGUUUUACAGACAAAUCUUGUUGCCUUGCUCGCACACCUCCCUGAGAGCUCGAUGGCCGUCGGAACUGGUUUUGGUCAACUUUUCAGAGGCAUAGGUCAAGUAGGGGGCGUUGCCAUUUCGUCGGCGCUAUUCCAGUACAAACUUGACUACGAGCUUCGAUCAAGAAUACAUGGUGAUGGCGCAGCAGAGAUUGUGAGUCGGAUCAGGCACUCAACUACCCUCCUGGGCGAGUUGCCGCCAGAUUUGCAGCGCGCAGCAAGAGAGUCAUAUGCUAUCGGUCUCCGUGCUGUGUUCACGCUUGCUGCAUGCUCCGCACUGCUAGCGUAUUUCGUCCGACUACCUAUUCCUGAGAAGAAUUUAGACAGUCCGCCUAAGGAGACUGAUACCCAACCCAAGUCCACCAAUCCCGGGGCUGAAUCAAGAGCUCUGCCUCCUCCCCAAUGGUCGCCACGCCGUGGAGAACGGGGGGUGUGA